CUCGUCUCACACCAGGGCCAGAUUCAUCAUUCGACUUGGGCCAAUUUCCAGCGACUCACCAAUUCCAGGCUUCGGAGAUCGGCUACCAUACUCUACCCACACCUCUAUAGAGGUGUAUACACUUCCAUUUAUCGGUGUUACAUAUCUGCUGACAGCACCCAAUGUCCACCAUGUUGCGCAAGAAGGAAGCCUUCACUGUUAUCACGCCCAUUCCGGGCUUCAUUCCACGACAGUUGGCCAUCGACAUCCUUCAUUCUCAUUCUGAAGUUAUUACUCUUAACCCUCUUGUCCUCGACCACAAGCCCAUCGCGGCCCCCCAGGAUGCAGAAACAGACGAGUAUUAUGCGACAUGGUACGAGAUCACCGAACGAGUCACGAUUCUGCCUGGAAUUGGGAGGAUGGGGGCUACAACCAUCAAGUUCAAUGGCUGCUUUCACGACAUGCCAUGGGGUCUUCAGACUCACAUUUACGCCCCCAUGAACGUUGACCUUCGCAACACCUAUCGCAUCGCCGGUAAUCAACCAAACUUUGAGCCUCCAGAGCCACUUGAGAUGGGGUUAUCAGCUCUUGGGGCACCGUCGGAUGGGUUAUAUCUUCGUGAGGAUAUUGAGAUCAAGUGCAGUCGCACUGUCAUGAGUUUUGUCAAGUCGCAAAUGAAGAAGGCGGGUGGGGAAAUGGUGAGACGCAUCAUCAAGAAGGCCGAGUUACUGGAUGCUGGCGUGCUUCAGGCUAUGAUCGAGGACGGAAAGCUGAAGACGUUCAACCCGGCCGACAAGAGGAAUACAGUCCGACGACCGGCUGUGGCUUCUCCGGGCCCUCAGUUUUCGCCUACAUUUGCCAGCUCAUCGGCCUCUGGUACACCACCUCAGUCUCCCGGUGUUCCCUAUCAGAUCCCGCGACCGCUAUCUGCUACUCCCAGUCAACACCGGUCAAGUACUCCUGGAUCCUACCACCGUCCUAACAGCUACGGGAAGGCACCCGCUGCUUUCGGCUAUGGAACCCGGAAUGGACCACAGGAGCUGUCUGUUACCAACCCUGAACCGGUCUCAAAUGGUCCGAUUGAGAUGCCAGGCGACUUCUACCACGCACCAUCAAACCUUCAGCCUCAAUCUCUGCCAUCCUCCAACCGAAAUUCCAGUCAGUCAUACUCGUCCGACCGGCCACAAGCAAGCCCGAACCCAUCAUUACGCAGCGGGUUCCCGUCUCCCGCUUUGGACAAGAAUUUUGGACUACAGACUCACCAGGAAACGUCCGAGGAGCACAGGGAGGAGGCUUUGAAGAAAUUAGACCCGCGUAUCCCGCAUCCGUCUCACUACGCUCCGUAUAACCCAGCGGAUUACGGUCCCGUGGACCCGUUGAAGGUUCUUGGCAACCAGUAUGGACACAGUCCACAGGCUCAGCAGCUGUAUAAGAACACGUACACAAGGUGAUGGAGUAGGAACAAAUUUGAUAAAGUUUUUCAACGUGGCUUGACAUUGGAUGAUAGAUAGGCAGGCGGGGAUAUCUCGGUUUUUUUUGGUUUUUUUUCGGUGCUUCAUAUACCC
This is a messenger RNA of Neurospora tetrasperma FGSC 2508, 1544 nucleotides long. RefSeq lists its product as uncharacterized. The record is from RefSeq and is a predicted model, not a curated record. The coding region runs from base 162 to 1430 and encodes 422 amino acids. The transcript has a single exon. Lineage: Eukaryota; Fungi; Ascomycota; Sordariomycetes; Sordariales; Sordariaceae.